Molecule: messenger RNA, 264 nt
Organism: Helobdella robusta
Lineage: Eukaryota; Metazoa; Annelida; Clitellata; Rhynchobdellida; Glossiphoniidae
Exons: 3
Coding region: 1-264 (87 amino acids)
Cellular component (GO): mitochondrion
Source: RefSeq, a predicted model, not a curated record
AUGUCUGGCUUAAGAUCGCAAGUGUUACCUCUCUACCGUAGAGCAAUAAAUCUCUCAAAAACUUGGCAAGCGGUGGACCCAACAAAGACAGAAUACGAAAGACAAUACAUUAAAAAUGAAGCCCGUACUCUGUUCAGAAAAAACAAAAAUUUAACUGACCAGGAAUUGAUCAAAGAGCACAUAAAUGAGGCAGAAGCCAGAAUUGAGAUUGCCUUGCACUACAAAACUCCAUAUCCAAGACCAGUUAGUUUUCUUUGCUGUUGA